Messenger RNA from Dermatophagoides pteronyssinus (European house dust mite), 9928 nucleotides. RefSeq names its product protocadherin Fat 4-like. Gene Ontology annotation, cellular component: plasma membrane. The record is from RefSeq and is a predicted model, not a curated record. Gene Ontology annotation, molecular function: calcium ion binding. Gene Ontology annotation, biological process: homophilic cell-cell adhesion. NCBI's taxonomy places the organism in Eukaryota, Metazoa, Arthropoda, Arachnida, Sarcoptiformes, Pyroglyphidae.
UCAGGCAUCGGAUCAUGGAACACCUGAAAGUCUUAGUUCAGUAACAACAAUGACCAUAAGGGUUAAAGAUGCUGAUGAUCAAAAUCCAAUAUUUACAAAAGAUAUUUAUCGUGCAAGUGUUUCCGAAACAACUAAAUUAACGGGAUUACGAAUACGUGAAAAAGUAGCCGUUGAUCCACCGAUACAUGCAUUUGAUCUUGACAGUGGGAUCAAUGCUCGACUACGUUAUUCAAUCGUUCUUGGAAAUGAAGGUGGAUUUUUUGAAAUGCACGAUCAAACAGGUGAAUUAUUUCUUGUUCGUGAGAUUGAUUUGGAAUCAUUGUCCAGUUCUAUGUUAACAUUACAGAUACAGGCAUCACAAGUUGAUAAUCCAUUACGUCAGGCAACAUCAAGAGUCGAUGUUUUUAUAAUCGAUGUGAACGAUAAUUCACCAAUAUUUGAAAAUAUUAUCUAUAAUGUAACGGUUAUGGAAAAUUUACCUACCGGUUUUACAAUUGUACAAGUAUCAGCAUUUGAUGCUGAUAAAGGUGAAAAUGCUGAAUUUCGUUAUGUCCUUAAAGAUCCAAUACAAGCAUUUCAAAUUGAUCCAUAUACCGGUUGGAUUAGUGUAAAAGAUCCAAAUAAAUUGGAUCGUGAAUUAAAUGAUAAAAUCAUACUGAAAGUAAUGGCUAUUGAAAAAAAACCAAAUGUCGAUCCUGAUUAUAAAGAACCAAAUAGCUGUGUAGUGGAAAUAACAUUAUUAGAUUCAAAUGAUAAUAAUCCACAAUUUUUUCCAUCAAAUGUUUAUACAUUUUCAGUGUUGGAAACAGCAUCACCUGGCACGUUAAUCGGUUCAAUUUAUGCAAGUGAUCGUGAUAUUAAUGAAAAUGGUCGUAUUAUUUACUAUAAACAAAAUGAUUCAUUAAGUCAAAAUAGUCCGUUUGAUGUUUAUCCACAAAAUGGUUCCAUUUAUGUAACGGAUAGAUUUUCAUCGAUGAACAGUAAAUCACCAACACCGAUUGGACAAUUUACAUUUUUUGUUGUUGCAUCCGAUAUGGCUAAAAUGAUACAUGAACGAAGAACGGCUGUUGCUAUCAUCAGGGUUAAUAUAACCGAUAUUAAUAAUAGUGUACCGGAAUUUAUUGGUGCACCAUUCGAAGCAUAUGUUGGUGAAUCAUUGCCGGAAGGUGCUUAUGUUACACAGAUUAUUGCACAAGAUGCUGACCAAGUGGAUACAAUGCUAGAAUAUUCUAUUGUUGCCGGGAAUGAUGAAAAACAAUUUAUUAUUGAUUCAAAAACUGGUAAAAUUUAUACAUCAGCUGUUUUGGAUUAUGAAACAAAACAAUCAUUUGAUUUAUUAGUACAAGUAUCGGAUGGUAUUAAUACGGCUGUUGCACCAUUAUUAGUAAAUUUGGUUGAUAUUAAUGAUAAUUCACCACAAUUUACACAUGAUUUGUAUAAUUUUACUGUUGUUGAAGAAUUAGGUUCAAAUGUAACCGUUGGUACUGUUAUGGCUAUUGAUCGUGAUUCUGGUAAAAAUUCUGAAAUUCAUUAUUCGAUUAUUGGUGAUCAUGCAAAUGAAUUGUUUUUUAUUGAACAAAAAAAUGGUAUGAUACGAACACGAACGAAAUUAGAUCGUGAAACAGAAUCAAGAAUAGAAUUUCUUGUUAUUGCAUAUGAUGGUGGUACACCACAACUUAGUGGUAGUACAAAAAUCAUUGUUCAAAUUGAAGAUAUUAAUGAUAAUGCACCUUAUUUUGAACAAAAUCAAUAUGAAAUUGAAGUUGCAGAAGAAAUUGAUCCACCUGUUGAAAUAUUUCGUAUACAAGCAUUAGAUCGGGAUACUGGUGAUAAUGCUGUUGUAAAAUAUCUGAUUCUUGCUGGUAAUGAAGAUAAUAUUUUCAAUAUAAAUACGGAUAAUGGUUUAAUAACAACAUCGGAUCGUUUGAAUUUUGAACGUAAACAACAAUAUAAAUUAUUUAUUGCUGCACGUAAUCUUCGACCAUUUCAAGGACCAAAUUCAGCUGAUAUUGUUAAUCCUUCAGUAGAAGUAUUAAUCAAUGUUAAAGAUAUUAAUGAUGAAAUUGUUGAAUUUGAUCAACAAUUAUAUCAUUAUAAAAUACCGGAAAAUUUACCACGUGGAAAAUUAAUUGGUUCCGUUUCGGCUACGAAUCCAAAACGUUCAACAGAUGAAUUGGAUAUUGUUUAUUGGAUUGAAUUUCCUGAACAACGAAAUGAUAAUAAUGGUGGUGGUGGUGGUGAAAAUCAGGAAAAUCCUAACGGGAUUAAUGGCCUAUCAAAAUUUAAUAUCAAUUCAAAAACUGGUGAAAUUAUUGUUAUCGAUUCGAUUGAUUUUGAUCCACCGGCAAAUGAAAAAAUAUUUGAAUUUAAAAUCAAUGCCCGUGAUAUGUCAUCAAUAAAUCUAUUUAAUUCAUCCGUACCGGUUAUUAUUGAAAUUACCGAUGUGAAUGAUAAUUCACCAAAAUUUAAUGAAGAUCGUUAUGGUUUAGAAUUACCGGAAAGUUUACCACCCGGUACAUCAUUACCACCAUUUUAUCAAUUAACCGAUAAUGAUUCUGGUCGUAAUGGAAAAAUAUCCUAUUAUAAAAUUGAAGGAAAUGAAUUGGAUGUAUCAUAUUUUUUUAUUAAUCAUACAACCGGUAUGAUAAUAUUGAAUAAACCACUGGAUUAUGAACAAAGAAAUCAAUUAGAAUUUGAUCUAAUUGUUGCGGAUGGUGGUGAUGAACCACGUUGGAGUUCGGCAAAAGUUAAUAUUUAUGUAGCAAAUAUUAAUGAAUUUUCACCAAAAUUUAUUGGUUUACCAUAUGAAUUUCAUGUUCAGGAAAAAGCAGUUGAAGGAACAAAUGUAGGACAGGUGAAAGCAAUCGAUGAUGAUGGAAAUAAUGUUUAUUAUUCAAUACAUGAUGAAGAUUAUCAAUAUUUUUCAAUUGAAUCAGAUUCAGGUCGUAUUUAUGUACGAAAACCAUUGGAUGGUAAAACACAAUAUCAAUUUAUUGUACGUGCAACUGAUGAUGGUUUACCACAGAAUUUUAGUCUUGGUGUACAGAUUGUGGUACGGGUACAAGAAAGUAAUGAUUAUCCACCAGUGUUUACAUCGAAUAAUUAUUUUGGUUCUGUAUUUGAAUUCAAUACCAUCAAUGAUGAUAAUGGUGAUGAACAAAAGGUAAAACAAAAUCGUCAAGAAACCAAACCAAUCAUACAAGUGAAAGCAAUGGAUAAAGAUUUACAAAAUAAUACAAUUACAUAUUCAAUUGUUGGUGGUAAUGAUCAAAAUCUAUUUCGUAUUGAUGAACAAAAUGGUCAAAUUAGUAUUAAUCAAGGAAAAUGGUCAUUAAUUGAUUAUGAUAAACAAAAACAAUAUUCAUUAUUAGUACAGGCAAAAGAUUCACAUCAAACACCAUUAGUUGGUUUAACUAUUGUUACAAUUGAUGUUAAAGAUAUAAGUAAGUAUAAUCAUCCACCAAUUUUUAAUAAACCAUCAUAUACGGUAACAAUUAAUGAAAAUAAACCGGCUGGUUAUUGUUUUUUAAAAAUUGAAGCCAAUUCAGGUGAUUCAGUGGAUAAUGUUAGCUAUUUUUUAAGCAAUGGUAAUCGUGAUAGUCAAUCAUUUCAAAUAAAUAAAUCAACAGGUGAUCUUUGUACACGAAAACUGUUGGAUCGUGAACAACAAGAUCGUUAUGAAUUUUUUGUUAUUGCAAAUGAUGGAAAAUUUGAAACAACAGUACCGAUAUCGAUUGAAGUAUUGGAUGAAAAUGAUAAUCAACCAUUAUUUGAACAACAGAAAUAUGUUGUAUCGAUACCAUAUGAUUCACACCCCGGUCAAACUGUUAUACAAGUUCAUGCAAAUGAUCCUGAUAUGGCUAAUAACGGAGAAGUUACUUAUUGGAUAAAAAAUACACAUGGAAUGUUUGAAAUUGAUUCAAAAACUGGCCUAGUGCGUUUGGUUUCAAAUUUCCCGAAUAAUAAACAAAAUUUUACAUUUGAAAUGGAAGUUUUUGCACAAGAUCAUGGUAUAACACCAAAUAUUGGUAAAGCAAUUUUGGUUGUAAGAUCAUCAAACACUCAUAAUCAUCCACCAAAAUUUGAAAAAUUUUUCUAUUCAGUUGAAGUUGAAGAGAAUUUAUCCGGUAUUGCCAUUGUUACUGUAAAAGCACAAGAUCCUGAUCAAGGUAAAGCUGGUAAAAUUAAUUAUCGUAUUGUAAAAUCAACAAAUCCUUCAGCAUUUCGUAUUGAUAGAGAAUCGGGACAAAUAAUGUUAAUAUCACCAUUAGAUUAUGAACAGGCAAGAUAUCAUGAAAUAAAUAUUGAAGCACGGGAUGAAGCAAAAGAUUCACAAUUUAUAAUGACUGUUGUACAGAUUAAAGUUAUUGAUCAAAAUGAUCAUAAACCAGAAAUACUUUCAAUACCAAAAGUUAUACGAAUACCACAAUCAGUAUCACCAAAUGAAGAAAUCAUUUACACUGUACAGGCAAUCGAUUUGGAUAGUGAUGAACAAGGUAAUAAUGUAUUGCAUUUUUCAAUUGAACCACCAAAUCCAUUAUUUCAAAUUAAUCCACAUAAUGGACAAAUAUUUGCCCGGCAAAAAUUAAUGCCACAUCAUGAUUUAUUUAAAAUUAUUGUACGUGAUCAAGCAAGAAAAAAUCCAUUAUCCAGUUCAAUUGAUUUACAAAUUGAAGUUUAUAAUGAUCAUGUUGAAGAAACAAUGCCAUUAUUCACUUCAACACAAUAUUCAAUACAAUUGGAAAAUAUUGUUGAACCAGGCCGUACGGUACUGGUGCCAAAAGCAAAAAUACCAAGCGGUGGUCAGAUUUGGUAUAAUAUAUCAUCAUCAUCAUCAAAUUUGAUUAAAAAAUUUACAAUCGAUCAUGAUACCGGUAGAAUUUUCUCUACACAACGUAUUGAAUAUAUAAAUCCACGUGAAAGUACAUAUCAUUUUAUUGUUUUGGCACAUAAUAAACUGGAUAUGAAACGAUAUUCCGAAGCAAGUGUUGUUAUUCGUUUAUCCGAAAUGAAUACAAAAUGUCCAAAAUUUCCAUUCAGUGAAUAUUAUGCAUCGAUUGAAGAAAAUUCACCAGUCGAUAUGAUUGUUAUCAAUGAUUUAAUGUUGAUUGAUAUGAAUAAAUAUUCCGGGCAGAAUAUUCUAUAUCAAAUUACUGAAGAUAAUUCCAAUGAUAAUUUCUAUAUUGAUACGGUUGGUACAGGUGGAAAUAGUGGUGAAAAUAAUGAUAUACCAAGAAAUGUAACAUUGAAAAUAAAACGAUCAAUCGAUCGUGAUCGUAUGGCAAAAUUUUUACAAGGAAUUUAUACAUUAUCAAUAUCAGCAUCGAAUGCAAAAUGUACGGCCAACAUACGGGUUAAAAUCCUGAUCGAAGAUGUUAAUGAUAAUAGUCCAAUAUUUUCACAAUCAGAAUAUUUGGUUGAAUUAAAAGAAAAUACCCCAGUUGGUCAUGUAAUAACAACAUUAAAUGCAAAAGAUAAUGAUGAAAGUGAUGAUGGUAAACUUAAAUAUUUUAUUGUUGCCGGUAAUAAUGAUCGAUUGUUUCAUAUGGAAACAAAAACUGGUGUUAUUUCGGUAAAUGAAUCACCUGAUAGAGAAAAAUCACCUGCACAUGUUUUGAAAAUUGUUGCUAUCGAUUCAGCUAAUAAUACUGGUUGGACAAGUGUUCAUAUAAUUAUCCUGGAUGAAAAUGAUUGGACACCAACAUUUUUAAAUGAAACAUUCAUGUUAAAUGUUACUGAAGGUCCAACAAGUAUUGGUACACGUUUACGUUUACCUGUUGUUGAUUAUGAUGAUGGUAUUAAUCGUCAAAUGGAAGUUUAUAUUGUUGAUGGAAAUUCAAAUGGUGAAUUUCGUUUGGAUGUUGAUGAAGGUGGACCAUUGUUGACUGUAGUUUCUGAAUUAGAUCGUGAAAAAUAUAAUGUACCUGAAGCUGCAUUACAUCUGGUAUUUAUUGCUGCAAAAGAUAAAGGUCAACCACCUAGAAUUGGUAAAACAAUGGUUGCCGUUAUCAUACAGGAUAUUAAUGAUUCACCACCAAAAUUUGAAAAAGAAGUUUAUUAUCAUUUUAUAUCAGAAGAUUCAGCUGUUGGAAUGAUUCUAACAGAAUUGCAUGCAACCGAUGCUGAUUCUGCUGCACAAACAAAUUUGGUUUAUUCAUUUUCAAAAAAUACCGGUUCAGUUCCGUUUGCAAUCAAUCCCGUGAAUGGUAUUGUAAAUGUAUCCAGGCAAUUGGAUGUAAGUGAAAGUCAACAAUAUUCCAUUACGGUUGAAGUUUUUGAUGGAAUAUGGAAAUCAUCUACACUGUUGAAUAUUAUUGUUAAUGAAGCUGAAGAACGUGAUCCAAGAUUUGAACAAGCUUAUUAUCGUUUUGAAAUACGAGAAAAUUUGAAAAAUUAUUUUGUCGGUAAAGUUGAUUUGAAACCUAGGAAACAUCGUGUUAAAUCUUCGAUACGUUAUACGAUUAUAAAUUCUGAAAUGCGAUCAAUAUUUAAUAUAACAUCGGAUGGUGAAAUUUAUACCCGUAUCGGAUUGGAUCGUGAAAAACGUAAUAAAUAUGUUUUCACUGUUAAGAUUGAAGAAAAACACCCUACAACUAAAGUUAGUGUUAGUGAAGUAAUUAUUGAUGUUUUGGAUGAAAAUGAUCAGGUGCCAACAUUUCCACAUUCAUAUACCGGUACGAUUAAAGAAAAUUCAAAACCAGGUACAACUGUAAAUAUUGUACCAAUAAUUAAAGCAAUCGAUAAUGAUAUUGGUAAUAAUUCAAUGAUUGAAUAUUCAUUAUCGGGUGAUGGCGCUGAAAUGUUUAGCAUUAUGAAUUCAGGUUCAGUUAUCUUCACCCCGUUAGAUUCAAAACAAAUAUUAGAUCGUGAAAUACGUUCAUCAUAUAAAUUUAAAGUUAUUGCACAAGAUAUGGGUGGACUAAGUUCGGCAACCGAUCUUCUCAUUCAAGUUGAAGAUGAAAAUGAUAAUGCACCACAAUUUCAACAUGGACCAUUGUUUGUACUGUUGCCGGAAAUUGCCAAACCCGGUUCAAAAGUUGUUGAAGUUCGUGCUACGGAUAUUGAUGAGGGGCAAAAUUCCCGUAUACAAUAUUAUAUAACUGGUGGUGGCAAUGGUGAUAUCCGUAUUGAUCGUAUAACCGGUGAGAUUUUUGUCGUUGGUUCACUGAAACCGGGUACCAUUUAUUUUAUGAAUGUAUCGGCUGUUGAUGGUGGUGGUUUAUCGGCACGUACCACUGUUAAUGUUACCAUUAUUGAUGUUAAUAAUCAUAAACCAACAUUUGAUCAUUCAUCAUAUACAUUUAAUAUUGUUGAAAAUAAUUAUACAAAUGAUAAAAUGAAAUUAGGUGUUUUAAGGGCUAGAGAUGAAGAUAUUGGCCGAAAUGGUUUAGUUGAAUAUUUGAUAUCAUCAAAUGUUGCAUCAGAUUUUCCAUUUUCAAUCGAUGUACAUACGGGUGAAUUAUUUGCACAAGGUUUUAUUGAUCGUGAACAAAAAGAAAUCUAUACAUUUGAAGUAACGGCAUUGGAUUAUGGUGAGCCUCCAAGCAAUUCAACUGUUGAAGUUAAAAUUACUAUUCUGGAUAAAAAUGAUGAAAAACCACGUUUCUAUACGGAUCCAUAUCUGGCACAUGUACCGGAAAAUUUAGACCCUGGUCAUAAAGUUACACAGAUUGCUGCAUUUGAUCCGGAUUUAGGUGAAAAUGGACAAGUUUUCUAUAAAUUAGGUGCCGGUCAUGAUAAUAAAUUCUAUAUCGAUGGAAAAGAUGGAACUGUUUGGACAUUAUCAACAUUAGAUUUUGAAGAGAAAAAUUUCUACAAUAUAACUGUUAUUGCAUAUGAUAAAGGUACACCAAGUUUAUCAUCAACAGCAAAACUAUGGGUUACUGUUGCGGAUACACCGGAUUCAGUACCAGAUUUUUCUAAAGCAGUUUAUACUGUUGAAGUUGCUGAAAAUGCUAAACCAGGUGAUAUUGUUUAUAAAUUAGAUGCCGGUGAUGGUCCAUUUAAAUAUUAUCUACUUAAUUCCGAUGAGAUCGAUACAUUUUCUGUAGAUAAAAAUAGUGGUAAAAUUAAACUAGUCAAACCAUUGGAUAGUAAUUAUCGUAAUCAUUAUCGAUUGAUUGUUAAAUCAGAAGAUAGUGAUGGUGAACCACCUAAAUCUGAUACGGCUGAAGUCAAUAUAAUUGUUGGUACUGGACAAGGUGUACGAUUAUUUCCACAACGUCUUUAUGAAGUACAAGUUAAAGAAAAUCAAUUGACACCAAUAUUAUUGAUUGAUCUAAAUUCAACGGAUGAAAUUGCUAGAAAAUCACCACACUAUCGUAUUGUUGGAUCUGAUUAUCGAGGAACAUUCAAAAUAGAGCAUGAAAAUGGCCGACUUUUAUUGAUGAAAAGUUUAGAUCGUGAAAAAAAAGAUGUAUAUCAUUUGAAAAUAAAAGCAGAAAAUGUCAUACAUCAUCGUCGUGUUGGUCGUGAUAUUUCUACUACUAUUAUUGAUCAAAAUCAACAACAACAACAUCAUUAUCAUCAUCAAGCAUUAUAUCAACAUUUGACAACAACUGAAAAUCAAAAUAAUCAUCUUGCUUAUGAUGAAGCAUUAGUUGUUAUACAUGUUAUGGAUGAAAAUGAUAAUUCACCUAUAUUUGAUAAUAAUGAUCGUCCAAUUGUUGCUGCAAUACCACUUGAAGCAUCAUUUGGUUUUAAAGUAGUAAAAGUUAAUGCAAAAGAUGCUGAUGUUGGUAUUAAUUCAGCCAUUCGUUAUGAAUUAUUAUCACGUGGUGAUGAUUCACAUACAAAAUUUUAUAUUGAUCCAUUAAAUGGUGAUAUUCGUUCAAUGGUUACAUUUAAUCUGGAUGGUGGUAAAAUGUAUGGUUUUGAUGUUAAAGCAACCGAUUGUGAAGGUAGUGAAAAUGGUAAUUCAGCAACAACAACUGUUUUUAUUCAUGUUUUACCUGAAACCAAAAUGAUAUUAUUUGUUGCCGAUCGAGAACCGAUAAUGAUUGAGAAAAAAUACCCGGAUAUUAUUGAAUAUCUAAGUAAUACAACUGAUUUUGAUGUAAAAUUAGCAAAAUUAGGUCCACAUUUGGAAGGUGAUAUACAGGAAACACAUUCAACCGAUGUUUUUCUUUAUGCAGUUAAUAAAAAUAAUAAUGAAAUUGUCGAUACGGAAACAUUGCUUGAUGUUUUUCGUAAAAAUUCUCAACAAAUUGUUGAAAAUUUACGUUCAUUUCGUAUACGAAGGAUACAGGGUGUUACUGUACAGGAAAAAAUCAGUCAAAUGGGUGCUACCGAAAUUGCAAUCAUUGCAUUAUCAUCGGUUAUUUUCUUGGGUACAGUUUUGGCUAUUGCUUUACUUUGUUCAUCUUGUAAAGAAAGAAAAAUUCGUCAACGACAAACAACAUGGGAACAACAAAAUCUUUAUAAUAUUAAAAAUCCAUUAAUGGCUGGUCCAAAAUCCAUAUAUGGUAGUCGUGGUAUACCUGUUGGUAAUAUUUCCAAUUAUUCUUGUGAAGGUUUUGGAAACGGUGAUUAUAUGGAAAGUAUGAAUUCGUUCAAACGUAAUGGUAGUAUAUUGGAUGGUCGUUCAGCACAUACAGAAAUAUCGGCAAAAAGUAGACAAAUAUCACCACCGGAUGGUGCAUCAGCAUUAAUGAAUCCACCACAUAGUCCACCAUAUUCGGAAAGAUAUUCAUCGGCUGCAGCGGCUGUUGUAGCGGCUGCUGCUGCUGCUAAUGCCAAAGCUCAUGAUCCUAAUAAUGAUUGGUCCGGAUAUUCACGUGGAUCAGGUCGAUCAAGAAAUUCAUUUAGCGGUACAAGUUGGUCAUCAAGAAAAUCAAAAAAUUCUGAUCGUCAUUAACGAUCGAUGAUCGAUUGAUUAAUCUUUCAUGCUGCUCAACAACCAGACCCCAUUUUCUUAAAAUUAUUUAUU